CUUUUCAUUGUACUAGUGAAAGUGCAUUGACCAGCAGUAUCUAUGAAAGUAAACUACAUUAUUCUGUAACGAAACACAAACUUAGCCACUGAGUAAGCUAUACUCUCAUGCUUGUGUUUAAAACCUUUACUCUGCUGUCACUGCACCACCUCAUAAGUAACCUCUUCCCUUGGGCUGGUUAUCUUGGUCAGAGCAUAUGCCUCAUUGGGAGAAACAGGAACAUCAGUUGUCUUGGUGGUAGGGUUAGUGGCCUCUGCAUAGGUCUCAGUCUUGUUCCUAGACCUCCUCAUUCUGAAGAUGAGUAGACAUUGAGUGAGGAUGACUGUGGUGAGAGUGAGGAUCAGCAGCAGAGAUACUGCUGACACAGCAAUCACAGCUGAGCCACUGGACUCCUCACUACAUGUACUGUCAUUCUCUCUGUCUCCAGGAACUGACGUAGGCAC
Geodia barretti is the source of this 443-nucleotide messenger RNA. The record is from the annotation of a GenBank genome assembly. NCBI's taxonomy places the organism in Eukaryota, Metazoa, Porifera, Demospongiae, Tetractinellida, Geodiidae.